CCGCAGACAUGCUCCUGGUGGACAGGAUACAUAGGGUGUCAAAACCCAAAAACCUGCCAGACUCCAUACCACGCGACGUAUUGCUGAGGACCCACUACUUCCAUAUCAAGGAGCUGGUCCUCCGCUCUCACCGGAACAGAGAGGGCCCCCAUGAUGAUUUCCCAUCGGUGCGCAUUAUGGCGGACCUGUCGCCAGCCACACUCCGACGCAGAAGGGAUUACAUUCAGACCACCACAGCACUCCGCAACCAUGGGAUUCGAUAUCGGUGGGGGUUUCCCACGAAACUAAUACUCACCAAAAGCGGGAAGACGUCCAUCAUAUCAUCCCCAGAAGAAGGAUUACAGCUUAUCGAGACAUGGGGCCUACUAAAAGAACCACCGGAAGAACCGCGGCAUGACAAACGCCGCCCAGGCCGCAAUGCAGCCAUGAACUGA
Molecule: messenger RNA, 434 nt
Organism: Pelobates cultripes (western spadefoot toad)
Lineage: Eukaryota; Metazoa; Chordata; Amphibia; Anura; Pelobatidae
Source: the annotation of a GenBank genome assembly